AUGGAACGAGAUAUUUUUGGACGUCUGUUAGCAAUUGCUAUAAAUCAAAAAGUUGACAUUGAGUAUUGUCUGUCAUUUCCUCUUGCACCUGUACCUCCUGCACUAUUCCACUGUUCAGGCGACAUGAUGAAGACGGAUAAAUCAACUUUAGGUGACGUGGUCGAAUUCUCAGCCGAAAUUACCCUAAAGGAGUGCCCCAAGGACCCCAGCAAGUGGCGACAGACAUUCACGAUAUAUCCUGUGGGUGUUUCUGAGAGCCUCACUGUGGAACUUGACAUGCUCUGUGACUGUCCCUGCGAGCACCCGGGACACCAUGCCUACAAUGACAGUCCGCUAGUGUGCAGCGGUCAAGGCAUAUCUGCUUGUGGUGUCUGCGUGUGCCAUCCAGGACGUUUUGGCAAGAGCUGUGAAUGUUCAGCUCACAGCGGAGUAUCCUUGGAACAGGAGAGAGGAUGUCGUCCGACGAACGCAACGUCUGGACCACUUUGCUCCAACCGGGGAACCUGUAUCUGUGGUGUCUGCGAGUGUAAUAAGAUGGAUGAUCUGCUUAAGGUGAUAUCGGGUCCAUUCUGCGAAUGCGAUAACUUCACGUGUGAUAUGAAUCAUGGUGAGAUUUGUUCCGGUCCGUCCCAUGGCGAGUGUGUCUGUGGCAAGUGCAACUGUAAGCCAGAAUACACAGGUCCUGCCUGUCAGUGCCUAAAGGAUCAGAGCGCCUGCAUCUCACCAGAGAACGGCAAGAUUUGCAGCGGAAAUGGUAAAUGUGUGUGCGGUCAGUGUGUGUGCAGUGUGGACGACGAUCGACAUUACACCGGCAAGUUUUGUGACAACUGUCCUACCUGCCCAGGUAGAUGUGAAGACUUUAAACACUGUGUACUCUGUGAAGUCCAUAAACGAGGUCCGCUCUAUAAUCCGGAUCAACCGGGUCGGGACUGUGGCGAAUGCGCUCUUUAUCCGGAAGUUGUCGAGGGCAAGAUUGAAGCCAACGAAACAUUGAACGAGCACUUGUGCAGUUUCUACGACGACGAAGACUGUCUGUACGUAUACGUUUAUUCGUACAACGACACACGCACCGUACACAUACGCGCGCAGAAGGAACAUGAGUGUCCCAGAAAGGUGUUUAUCUUGGGCAUAGUUCUGGGUGUGAUUGCGGCGAUAGUGCUUGUGGGUCUGGCGCUCCUGAUGCUGUGGAAGAUGGUCACCACGAUACACGAUCGUAGGGAGUUCGCCAGAUUCGAGAAGGAGCGUAUGAUGGCCAAAUGGGACACUGGAGAGAAUCCAAUUUAUAAACAGGCAACAUCCACCUUCAAAAAUCCCACAUAUGCGGGAAAAUAA
Messenger RNA from Pieris macdunnoughi, 1332 nucleotides. Lineage: Eukaryota; Metazoa; Arthropoda; Insecta; Lepidoptera; Pieridae. The record is from the annotation of a GenBank genome assembly.